AUCCAACUUCCGCUGCCCCCAAGCAGGAGGGAUCCGAACCUCUUUUCACGUCCUUCCCCCCAUCUUUUCUCGCGCGUCAAGUUGCGCGUCGAGUUCGGCCUGACGCCGCUUCUCCAACAUGAAUAUCAAUCGAGAGGAGCGGCAGCAAAUGCGGCAGCGCGGAGCAGCGUCACGUAAGACGAAAGAGAUCAACUUUGGCUUUUCGUUUGGGCUAGCUCCUUCGCCGCCGGACGAAGCUGCUGAUUCCGCGUCGCGCCCGGCCGAUGUUGGAAUCGAUGGUGAACCUCCUGCCUUACCUCCACCGCCGCCGCCAACAACAACAACGACGACGACGACGACGACGACGACAGCGACAACAGUAGCAGCAGCAGCACCGCCAAUUACUACAAAUUAUACAAGUAUUGCAGAUGAAGCUACGCAAAAUGGCUUGCCGCCUGCGGCUGAGCCUUCGACUUCCCAGAACCAAGAACCCGCUCGACGGACGUCAGGAAGCCCGCGCACCAGAUCCUCGCCCAGACUGUCUUCGCAUAAGAGUCUAUCGGAUGAUGCAACGGAAGCCGGUCCAAGUCGCAAGAUCAGAAAACUUGAUCACCCUAGGAGCUCCCCUAGGAGUUCAGCUGCUGCGCACAGCGCUGAGAACCCCCCUUCUCUCGCCAAUGGGAUCGCCCCGAAUGAUCCAGCUCAAACUGCUGAGGAGUUAACUGUUGCGACCGAGCCUGUCCCGGCCCCCGCUUCCGAAGCUUUGAUCGAGAGACCAGCAUCACCCGUUGCGCCGGCAGCAGUCUUUAUAGCGCCCAAUGACCUCGCGUCUCCGCAGGCUCCCCAGGAACAGGAGUCAGCGGCAGUGGCUACAGAGAAGCUGUCCUCGAGGCCUAAGUCAGCAUCACCCAGAGCGAACGGAACACCCUCCCCGCCAGGUAAGAAGGCAAGAGGCAAGCGCAAGAGACAAGGCUCUCAGGAAAGUGAACGAUCGUCGCCUACUACAACUAGUCCGAAGACGAGCGAAGAGCAGAUCGAACAACCAGCAGAGCCCAUGGAUACAUCGCUGGAUGUACAACCUGAAACUACGGAACCACCAACGACAGUUGUGCCAGAUACUGUUGAACUGUCAAACGACACAAUUCUUCCAGAUCUUCCUGAGUCGACCGAACCCGUUGAGCCUCAAACCGUCGCCGAGCCCCAAUUGACCGCCCCAUCCCAAGAAACAACCCAAUCCCAUGCCGCCACCGAACCUCAACCGAUUACGAAGCAAUCGAGACUACCCGUUCCUUCGCGAACCAAGCGAUCGCGCGGCGAACGAGCUGCAUCCGUCCAGCCACACACGACUACGGUCGAAGAGCCUCGAGUGGCGAGAGCAGGGUCCGCGGAAAGUGCGCCAGUUGAAGCUAAGGGAAAUAAGAGAAUCCGGACACGGGUGGAUGGGGUCUCUGAGCGAGAAAAUGAUGCUUCCAUCACCAACGGGGAGCCAGAGGGUCAGAGUAUGGAGGUAGAUGCUCCCCGAGGAGCAGAAGUGAGUGCUGCGGAGCGAAAGGGAGCCCGCAGAGGACGUCCACUACAGUCGGAGGUAGCAGAAACGAAACCGAAGCGCGCUGGUCGCCCCGGAAGAAAGGUUUCGCCCUCUCUCCAGGACGUGGUCGAGGAGGAGGAAGCUCCAGUCGAGGAGGCGCAGAAGGAGGUGCAGGAGCCGGAAGAGUCGGCGUCACAGCCCAUGCCAAGAGGACGGAGACCCAAGGAAUCUGAGCCACAGCCGGUGGAGCCCGAGCCAAGUCAGCUGGAGCCGGAGCCACAGGAGCAGGCCCUACCAUCAGAGGCGCAGCCGAAGCGCAAAGGACGGCGACCCAAACAAGCAGAGCCGGAGCCUGUACAUCCAGAGCCAGAGCAAGCGGAACCUGCGCUACAGCCACAAGACCAUGAAGCAGAAGCGGAGACAGCAUCUCGCUCGAAGCAAAGAGGACGGAGAGCUAAGCCAACGGAACCGGCACCAGGGACAGCAGCGGCUCCGGAACCAGCAAUGCCUGAUUCAAAGCACAGAGGGCGGAGAGCUAGGACUGCAGAGCCAGAGAUUCCACAACCAGAGACAAAACCGGCGGAACAACCAGUGGACGAGCCAGAGCCAAGGUCAAGAGGGCGCAGGACAAGGACAGCUGAGCCGGAGACAGCACAAGCGGAGCCCGGCCCGGCAGAUCAACAACCAGCCGAGGCAGAGCCCAGGCGCAGAGGGCGGAGAGCACGGACAGCUGAGCCGGAUGAACCACAACCACAGCCAGAUCCAGAGCCGGCCACGCAAGAAUCAGUUGAGACAGCGCCGAAGCCCAGAGGACGGAAAGCGCGGACAGCCGGGCUGGAAGGUGCACAACCAGAGCCAGAGCCGGCCACGCACGAACCAGUUGAAACAGCGCCAAAGCCAAGAGGGCGGAAGGCGAGAGGAGCCAAGUCGAUACCACCAAAGCCAGCAGAAGCUGUUCCGGAACCUGAGGUGGUCGAACCCGAGGUCGCACAGCCAGAACCAGAACCCGAGUCUUCGCAGGCACCCGCUGAACCCCGAUCUCGCAAGCGUGGUCGUGGCGGCAGGCAGGCAGGAGAGAGUGCCGGGGUUAGCGCGACACGCAAGGCAGACAACGUUCCAGCAGAAGGCGAGGGCAGCGCAGAGCCUCCGACGCGGAGACGCAAGCCCAGACAACCUCGCGGAGAGACCGUGCCGGUCACUGUGUAUCGUCUUGCGAACGUUGUUGCUCUCGGGGGCGAUCCCACACUGUUGGAGUCGUCGGAUGACGAGGGCGAGACCGCUGAGGCGUCGUCCGACCGGCAGCAGGCCAAGUUGCCAAGCCGAGGCGGCGUGAAUGUGGCCGACGUACUGGGCCAGAUCUGCCGCGAGACAUUGGAAAAGACGCUGACGACGCUGACCAACGGCAUCGACGGCGAAGGGAACGCCGCGCGGCGCGCCGAAUGGACGCGCAAGAAGAAGGUGGUUGAGGCGUACGGCAGCGAACUGGAGGGCCGACUGCUCGAGCUGAGUGAGAUGCUGGACGGCAACUUCGUGCUUGGGGUCAAGAUGCGCAAAGCCAAGCGCGAGAUGAUGGAGUAUCGGAGUCGACUGUACCAAGUGCGAAAGGAGCGAGAGGCGGUUGCGUUGCAAAUGGACGCCGUCCGGAGAAAACAUGCCGAAAAUGAGUCUGCACGAAAGGCGCGUUCGACCAUCAACAACUCCCUCCACAGUCUCGACCUCGCGCUUGAGCGUCGUCAGACCCACCCGGCCGAUCCUGAAGAGACCACUGAUCUGGGGGGAAUGGAGUUUCUGCUUCGCAACGUUGCGGAGACGGUCAGUUCCGCCGCCCCCGGCGGCCAGGGCGGGCUGCUGCAUCAACUUCGCUCCUUCAACGCACAGCUCGAAUCUACGGCACGGCGGCUGGAGAGUUGAGCGUGGAGCUUCCUCUCGACCCAUUGUGUUGAGACUUCUGUCAUUCUCGGUUUCUUUUUCGUUGCGUCACCACCUGAAAUGCGAAUUUCGUAUCUUGCUCGUCUUGCUCUUUCUAUCGAUCCCGAAUACCCACAUGACACGAACACUGCGACAGGUAGUUUUUUUUUUUUUU
This is a messenger RNA of Aspergillus aculeatus ATCC 16872, 3590 nucleotides long. RefSeq lists its product as uncharacterized. Lineage: Eukaryota; Fungi; Ascomycota; Eurotiomycetes; Eurotiales; Aspergillaceae. The coding region runs from base 119 to 3418 and encodes 1099 amino acids. The record is from RefSeq and is a predicted model, not a curated record. The transcript has 5 exons.